Messenger RNA from Cyclopterus lumpus (lumpfish), 8120 nucleotides. RefSeq names its product girdin-like. Gene Ontology annotation, molecular function: dynein light intermediate chain binding; microtubule binding. Gene Ontology annotation, biological process: cytoplasmic microtubule organization; cytoskeleton-dependent intracellular transport. The transcript has 36 exons. Gene Ontology annotation, cellular component: centrosome; cytoplasm. The coding region runs from base 550 to 6753 and encodes 2067 amino acids. The record is from RefSeq and is a predicted model, not a curated record. NCBI's taxonomy places the organism in Eukaryota, Metazoa, Chordata, Actinopteri, Perciformes, Cyclopteridae.
UCAGACGGGGGAGGACAGCAAUGACUUCACACUUCAUUUUGAAGGAGUAAACACAAGAUUUGUUUUGGGGGAAAAACAAGACCUUCAAAACUACUGGACUUUUUUUUCUUCUUCUUCUUCUCCCCCCUGCACGCACUGGAUAUUUUUCAUUUAUUUAAUCAUGUCGGAGGAAUAUUUAGCUUCGCCUCUGUGAGACCUCUUUUCUUCUUCUUCUUCUUCCUUCAGAGCAUAAAGCCCUACCUGGCUCAGGUCUCAUGGGGACUGUCUCCAUUCGCUUCUGGAGAUAGCUCGUGUUCACAAAAAAAAAAAGGAAAAGAAAAUGCAAUUCCGUUUCCUUUCCUAUGAGGUAGCCAAGCCCCUCCGUUGGCAUCUGAAACAGCUGUGUCGUGUCAAGAAGAUUGUGGAUUAACGUUUUUCUUUUUCUUUUUUUCUUCUCCUCCUCCUCCUCCCCUCCUCGACUAUCUCCCAAGAAAAAAAAACCACGGACCCCGGUUAUUUUUUGUUUGGUCGAGUGGCCAAAAUGAGCGUCGAUUUAAUUGAAUCCGCUACAUGAGUGGAGUCCAAACAGCACGCGCAUUUCUCCCCGGGGAGUGCACAUUUUUUUUAAUCGGCAUCCAGUUUUGCCUUCUGGAAAAAAAAAAAAUGGAAAGCGAGGUGUUCACCCCUUUGCUGGAGCAGUUUAUGCUCACGCCGCUGGUCUGCUGGGUGAAGACAGUCGGCCAGGCGACCUUGACCGAUGGCACCCCGUUAUCGGAAUAUAUUGAACUCGUGGAUGGGAUUUACCUGAACGAGAUCAUGCUCGAGAUAAAUCCAAAAUCCACGGUGCAGAGGACCAACAAGAAGGUGAACAAUGACCCCACACUGCGCAUCCAGAACCUCUCUCUUCUCAUCAGGCAGAUCAAAGCCUACUAUCAGGAGACCCUCCAGCAGCUGGUGAUGAUGCCUUUACCAAACGUGCUGGUUCUGGGCCGCAACCCUCUGUCUGAGCAAGGUCUGGAGGAGGUGAAAAAACUGUUGCUGCUAGUCCUAGGCUGCGCUGUCCAGUGCGAGAAGAAGGAAGAAUACAUUGAGCGUAUCCAGACUCUGGACUUUGACACCAAAGCUGCCAUAGCAUCCCACAUCCAAGAGGUGACUCAUGAUCAGGAGAACGUAGUGGACCUGCAGUGGUUGGAAAGUGGGGAGAUGCCUCCUGAGGACCUGGACAGCCUCUCCAGAAACCUGGCUUUCCACCUCAAACGCCUGGUGGAUGACAGGGACACACAGCUGGAGACUAUAGUGGAGUUAACCCAGGAGAGAGACUGUGUGCAGCUGUCCCCUCUGGCUCCCUAUCCGACCCAGUCUCCCGGUGACUCUCCCAGUAUGAGGAGGACCGAAAGCCGACAGCACCUCUCUGUGGAGUUGGCCGAUGCCAAAGCCAAGAUCAGACGCCUUCGACAGGAACUAGAGGAGAAGAGUGAGCAGCUUUUGGACACCAGGCAGGAGCUUGAGAUCAUGGAAGUGGAGCUCAAGAGGCAUCAGCAAGAGAGCUACCAGUUGGUGUCGGACGCUCGGUCGGCGCGGGCCUACCGCGACGAGCUGGACGCGCUCAGGGAGAAGGCGAUCCGCGUCGACAAGCUGGAGAGCGAGCUGGGCCGAUACAAGGAGAGGCUCCACGACAUUGAGUUCUACAAGGCCAGGGUGGAGGAGUUGAAGGAGGACAACCAGGUCCUGCUGGAGACUAAGAGCAUGUUGGAGGAGCAGCUGGAUGCGACCCGGACCCGCUCCGACAAACUGCACCUCCUGGAGAAGGAGGGUCUGCAGCUCAAAUCCAAGAUCCAUGACAUGGAGAUGGAGAGGGACAUGGACCGUAAACGUAUGGAGGAGCUGAUGGAGGAGAACCUUGUGCUUGAGAUGGCCCAGAAACAGAGCAUGGACGAGUCCCUGCAUCUGGGCUGGGAGCUGGAGCAGCUGUCCAAGACACCAGAACUGACCGAAGCCUCUCAGAAGUCUCUGGGCGAGGAGGUGAAUGAGCUGACCUCCAGCCGCCUGUUGAAGCUGGAGAAAGACAACCAGACCCUGCUGAAGACUGUGGAGGAGCUCAGAGGAGCCGCCAGCCAGGACACUGUGACAAAACUGGUAAAAGUCAACCAGGAAAACCAGCGACUGAACCACAAACUGGAGCAGUUGGGGAGUGAACUGACGGCAGACAGAGAGUCGCUCCGCAGCGCCGAAUCCCUCAGUACGGACCUGAUGAAGGAGAAGGCUUUACUGGAGAAGACUCUGGAAACACUCAGAGAAAACUCUGAGAGACAGCUGAAGGGUCUGGAGCAGGAGAACAAGCACAUGAGCCAGACGGUGUCGUCUCUGCGCCAGCGCUGCCAGGUUGGCGCUGAGGCCCGGGUCAAGGAUGUGGAGAAGGAGAACCGCAUUCUCCACGAGUCCAUCUGCGAGACAACCGCCAAACUCAAUAAGAUGGAGUUUGAGAGGAAACAGCUUCGUAAGGAGCUGGAAGUGGUGAAGGAGAAGGGCGAGCGAGCUGAAGAGCUGGAGGUUCUGCUGCAGAAGCUGGAAAAGGACAACGAGAGCCUGCAGAAGAAAGUAGCCGGUCUGGGAAUCACCUGUGGAAAGGUGUCUUCUUUGGAGAAGGAGAACAUGGAUCUGGAGGCAGAGGGCCGUCGUCUGAAGAAGAAGCUGGACACUCUGAAGAACAUGGCCUUCCAGCUGGAGGCUUUGGAAAAGGAGAACGCCCAGCUGGAGGACGAAAACCUGGAGCUUCGGCGGUCGGCCGAGAACCUCCGGUCCGCGGGCGCCAAGGCCGCCCAGCUGGAAGCCGAGAACAGGGAGCUGGAGAGUGAGAGGAGCCAUUUGAAGCGCAGCCUGGAGCUGCUCAAAGCCUCGUCCAAAAAGACGGAGCGAUUAGAGGUGAGUUACCAGGGCCUAGAUACAGAGAACCAGCGUCUGCAGAAGGCUUUGGAGAACAGCAGCAAAAAGAUUCAACAGUUGGAGGAAGAGCUGCAAGAGGUGGAGACGGAGAAUCAAACCCUCCAACGCAACCUGGAGGAGCUCAAGAUCUCCAGUAAACGCCUGGAGCAGCUGGAGCAGGAGAACAAGACUCUGGAGCAGGAAAGCUCCCAGCUGGAGAAAGACAAGAAGCUCCUGGAGAAGGAGAACAAGCGGCUGAGGCAGCAGGCCGAGAUCCGCGACUCCAAGCUGGACGACGACAACCAGCGGAUCUCCACCUUGGAGAAAGAGAAUCGGACCAUGGGCAAGGAGAUGAUCUUCUUCAGGGACUCCUGCACGAGAGUCAAAGACCUGGAGAGGGAGAACAGGGAGCUGGUCAAACUGGGCACCAUUGAUAAGAAGACUCUCAACACACUCAGAGAGGAGCUUGUGAGUGAGAAGCUGCGGACGCAGCAGAUGAAUAACGAUCUGGACAAACUGACCCACGAGUUGGAGAAGAUUGGACUGAAUAAAGAGAGGCUGCUGCACGACGAGAGCUCUGACGACAGGUUUAGGCUCCUGGAAACCCGACUGGAGUCGACUCUGAAAUCGUCUCUGGAGUUUAAAGAGGAGAAGAUCGCCGCCCUAGAGGCCAGACUGCAGGAGUCCUCCAACCUCAACCAGCAACUACGCCAGGAGCUCAAGACGGUGAAGAAAAACUACGAGGCGCUGCGUCAAAGGGAGGAGGAGGAGGAGAGGAUGGUGCAGAGCUCGCCCCCUAGAGGAGGGGAGGACCCUCAGGCUGUCGGUAAAUGGGAGAAAGAGAGUCACGAAGCCACCAGAGAGCUGCUGAAAGUCAAAGACAGACUCAUCGAGGUGGAGAGGAACAAUGCCACGCUGCAGGCGGAGAAGGCGGCCCUGAGGAGCCAGCUCAAACAACUGGAAACGCAAAGCUCCAACCUGCAGGCUCAGAUCGUGGCGGUGCAGAGACAGACCGCUUCCUUACAGGAGAACAAUACGACGCUCCAGACGCAGAACGCCAAGCUGCAGGUGGAGAACUCCACCCUGAGCUCGAAGAGCGCGGCCCUCAUGGCCCAGAACGCCCAGCUGCAGAGCCAGCAGAGCAGCGUGGAGGGUGAGCGCGAGGGAGCUCUGAAGGAGAAAGAGGAGCUGAGGUCCACCUACGAGCUGCUCCUCCGCGAUCACGAGAAGCUGGCGGCGCUCCACGAGAGACAGGCGGCCGAGUUUGAAGCCCUGAUCGGGAAGCACGGGGGUCUGAAGAGCUCCCGCAAGAGCCUGGAGCAGCAGCACCGGGACCUGGAGGACAAGUACAAGCAGCUUUUGCAGAGGAAGGGAGACCUGGAGGAUCUGGAGAAGAAUCUGAAGGAGCAACAGGAAAAAAUGGCGCUAGAGAAUCAAACGCACCAAUCCACAGCUGACAAGUACAAACUGCUCAAAGAAGAAAAUGAUAGGCUUGACAAUAACCACCGUCAACUGAUGAAGGACAAUGAGAAUCUCCAGCUGGACCACAAGAACGUGAAGACCCAGCUGAACAGCGCCAAGCUGGACCAGACCAAGCUGGAGGCUGAAUUCUCUAAACUGAAGGAGCAGUACCAGCAGCUGGACAUCACCUCCACCAAGCUCACCAAUCAGUGUGAGUUGUUAAGCCAGCUGAAAGGAAACCUGGAGGAGGAGAAUCGCCACCUGUUGGACCAGAUCCAGACUCUGAUGCUCCAGAAUCGCACUCUGUUGGAGCAGACCAUGGAGAGCAAGGACCUGUACCACGUAGAGCAAAGACAAUACAUAGACAAGCUGAAUGAGCUGAGGAGACAGAAAGAGAAGCUGGAGGAGAAGAUCAUGGACCAGUACAAGUUCUACGACCCCUCACCUCCACGCAGGCGUGGCAACUGGAUCACUUUGAAGAUGAGGAAGUUGAUCAAGCCGAAGAGCCGCGAGAGGAUGCGCUCUCUCACGCUGACCCCCUCUCGGUCAGAGUCCGGCGACGGCUUCCUGAUGUUUCCCCAGGACAGCCAGGACAGCUCGUCCAUCGGCUCCGGCUCCAACUCGCUGGACGACACACUGACACAAAAGAAGAGCAGCACUUUAAAAAGGUUGCCUUUCAUGAGGAACAGAUCCAAGGACAAAGACAAGGCCAAGGCCAUCUACCGGCGCUCCAUGUCCAUGAACGACCUGCUGCAGACCAUGGCGGUGGCGGGCGGUCCCGGGGCUCAGUGGGCGAGCAGCAUCGAUAACCUCGACGGCGGCGAGGCCGGAGAUGCCGGCAUGACCGUGGGCAGCAGGCGCGGCGGCGGGCCGCGCAUGAAGGAGCUCGCCUUCUCCACCAACGCCAUCGACUGUGCCGCCCUCACCCUGCCCACCGCCGGCCGUAGCAGGGCCAAGCUCCGGCUUCAGGUCAAAGAUAAUGCCUCCUGUGAAGAUGUCGCCGGCUCCUUAGACGACCCCAAGAGUCAAGGCCAGCAGGUGUACAGCAGGGCUCUGUGUCCUUCUCCUGUUGAGCUGAGCGUUAUGUGCAGAGUACCCUGUGGCAUCUGUUCCUGCAGACCCACCAGUCUCCAUAGCAACAGGACCAUCAGUAGUAAUAGUAACAAUAACUCCCACCUCACUUCUCCUCUGGAGGGCAAAGGCGCGUUGAACGGCAGCCUCAGCAGGCCUCACAGUGAGAGCAGCGGAGAGUUCAGCCUGAGCCUGGACCAGGAGGUGUGGUCCAGCAGCGGCAGCAGCCCCGUCCAGCAGCCCACCUCCUCGCGCUCCUCCCACCAGAGCCCCAUGCUGCUGCGCAGGUCGCUCGACCCGUCCGCGGCGGCAGGCGGCGCCGGCCCGGCCACCAAGACGGGAUCCCCAACCAAGGAGGUGCUUUCCCUGCAGCAGUUCCUGGAUGAGGGCAUUGAUCCUGCAGAGUCUGGUAGUCAGGAGAACCUCACUGUCGACUCCCCACGCCUCUCCACCUCUUCCGAGCACGUGCAGAAAGAACGCACUUUGACAAAGAGCCGAGGCAUAUUGCGCUCAUCCAGCGGCAAAGCGGCGCCGGGCAGCUCCGACCGCCCGCCGAGAGCCGCCGGACAACCGGGUCGCCCGACCCUGCGCAAGGCGGAGAGCACCCGCGUGAGAGGCUCGGUCCCGCUCCGCUCCAGCCUGUCAUCGCAGAGCAAAGCCACGUCCGUGUCGGGGCGCCUGGACUUGGCGUCCUCCACGCUGCCGCGUGCCAGCAGUGUCAUCUCCACCGCCGAGGGCUCCACCCGCCGCACCAGCAUCCACGACCUGCUCUUAAAGGACGGCCGGCAGCCGGUGUCCGUGGACACCACGACCCCUGCCGCCUCCGCCAAGGCUGGGGUCCGCUCCCCGCCGACACCCAGUGAGUACCACCCCAACCGCACCAACCUAAAGGGACCCCUUACCACCGCCACCCCCCUGCCCAAGUCCCUCAGCUUACCUUGCCAUAGCUCGGAGGAACCCGACCUCUCCACCCUCCAGUCUUUCCUCGGCCCUUCCUUCACUGUAGAGUCUGUGUUCAUGGACUCCAUCUUUAGUGAGUCGGUGGGCAAAAACCUCCCCUUCCUGUCUCUAAACCCCACCCUAGUCAGCAACAUCAGCGGGCCUCCCAUUACAAAUAAAACGCACCCUCCUCCCAUCCCCAACCAUAAUUCCACCCCAAACCAGGAUCCUCACAGCCAAUCAAAUGGCCAGGUGCGAUCCAGCCCAGCCGGUCUGAUAGAGUCUACCGAGGGCGUUGACCCGGGGUGUGUGAAUGAUUCGGACCCGUCCCUGAGCCCAGAGGACAAGCAGUCUUUGUGGUACGAGUACGGGUGUGUGUGAGUGACGGGGAGGUUCUGGCCGGAAAAUGAAAAGAUGGAUGAAUCCUCUGCAUGUAUUUAUUGGAGCCCUAUCUCUCUGUGGUGUUUUUGUUUUUGGUCUUUUCUGUUUGCCAUGGUGCCGAUUGGUGAAUCGGUUUUUAUUUUGUAUUUAUUUUAUUUUCUUGUUUCUUUUCUCUGGGACUUUGACGAAUGUUCUUUUCAUCCGACAGCCAUAUUAUUGUUUCCUCAUCAGAUCUCUUUUUUUUUUUCGCUGGCUAACACAAUACUAUUAUCUGCAUUUUAGGGGGUUGUUAUAUCAGAGUACUUGUGUUUUAUAGCUCGAGUGUUAAGUUCACAGCGAGUAGAAAUAAUGGAGAGAUUCAGGGAACGUGUCACCAGGAUGCAUUAAAAUAAAUACCUAAUAAAUCUUAAUAUCAGAAAUAGUUGUGUCUGAUGGAGAGCAAAGCAUUGUGGGACGUAUCUCGUAACCGCAAUGUCUUGAUUACAAAAUCCAAAGUAAGAUUUUUCAGAUAGAUGUGUCGGAUAAUAGAUUCACUUUCCUCUUCCUGUUCAUAAUGAUGUGUUGAUGAUUUAUGGGUGACUGAGUGUCUUUUUCACGGCUUUUUUUAUUUAUUUUUUUUAAACUCUGUUGCAUCAUCCACUAAAUUGCAUGGCUUUGUUCAACCUGAAACGCUCAUUUUGAUUGCUGUGAUCAAAAUGGUUUCUUUUUGUUUUUGUAUUGACGUGGUGUAUGGUUCGUUUUCUGUACAUUUGACACACUUUUUUCUGUAUUUUUUUUAAUAUAAUAUUAAUAAUGGGACGGAGCGUUUGCUCCGGUGGGUCUUAACUGACAAAAAUGAUGAAGCUUCAUUCCUAAAAUAAUCCGAAGGAAGGUAGAGUGGGUUGACAAUGAAGGUAAAAGAGGUUGACGUGGGUGACUUUAUAAUAUUUUAGUUUUUUGUCAGCCCUCGAUUGAGUUAUUAAAACAGGAAGUCAAUAUAGUAGGAAUAGUGUUCAGGUUGUUUUGUGAAUGAAGCGAACAUCAUUACUUUUGGUAUCUGGAAACUUUUGUUCACUCAUCCCGAUGCACCACAAAGUGAGAAUGGAUAAUAUUUGAUCUUGUACAGAUUGUUGUAACCGUUAAGUUAUAAUCAAAGACGAGCGCUGCUUUACGUGCUAGUCGAACCGUCUUGCCUCUCGAUCCGCAUAUUUAUUUCUGCUUUUGUACUCUGUUGGUUUUGAAGCUGCUUUAUUAAUGUAUUUAUCUAUAUGCAGGCGGAAGGUAAACGUCUCCAGAUGUAACACAAACAUUGCCUUUGUCCUACAGAUGUGGAGGGCAGAAAGUCUAAAAGCAGGAGCGGGGAGCCGCAGCAAAGCUGCUAAACCCCG